Messenger RNA from Lepus europaeus (European hare), 2647 nucleotides. RefSeq names its product family with sequence similarity 171 member A2 (gene FAM171A2). Lineage: Eukaryota; Metazoa; Chordata; Mammalia; Lagomorpha; Leporidae. The record is from RefSeq and is a predicted model, not a curated record.
AUGCCGCCGCCGAGUGGCCCCAGCGUCCUCGCGCGGCUGCUGCCGCUGCUGGGGCUGCUGCUCGGCGGCGCCUCCCGGGCUCCCGGCAAGUCACCGCCGGAGCCCCCCAGCCCGCAGGAGAUCCUGAUCAAGGUGCAGGUGUAUGUGAGCGGAGAGCUGGUGCCCCUGGCGCGGGCCUCAGUGGACGUGUUUGGGAACCGGACCCUGCUGGCCACUGGCACCACGGACUCAGAGGGCGUGGCCACACUGCCCCUCAAUUACCGCUUGGGCACCUGGGUGCUGGUCGCUGCUGCCCGCCCCGGCUUCCUCACCAACUCUGUGCCCUGGCGUGUUGACAAGCUGCCUUUGUAUGCGUCCGUCAGCCUCUACCUGCGCCCCGAGCGGCCGGCCACCCUCAUCCUCUAUGAGGACCUCGUGCACAUCCUGCUGGGCUCCCCCGGUGCCCGCUCGCAGCCCUGGGUGCAGUUCCAGCGCCGCGCUGCCCGCCUGCCCGUCAGCUCCACCUACAGCCAGCUCUGGGCCUCACUGACACCUGCCAUCACCCCACAGGAAAUGCGGGCUUUCCCUGCCUUCCUGGGCACCGAGGCCUCCAGCUCAGGCAAUGGCUCCUGGCUGGAGCUGAUGCCCCUGGCUGCCGUGAGUGUGCACCUGCUGACAGGCAACGGGACAGAGGUGCCACUGUCAGGCCCCAUUCACCUGUCCCUGCCUGUGCCCUCAGAGACUCGUGCCCUCACUGUGGGCACCAGCAUUCCAGCCUGGAGGUUUGACCCCAAGAGCGGCCUGUGGGUGCGCAACGGCACUGGGGUGAUCCGCAGGGAAGGCCGGCAGCUCCACUGGACCUUCGUCUCCCCGCAGCUGGGGUACUGGGCGGCCGCCAUGGCCUCCCCCACAGCUGGGCUGGUCACCAUCACGUCCGGCAUCCAGGACAUUGGCACCUACCACACCAUCUUCCUGCUGACCAUCCUAGCGGCCCUGGCUCUGCUGGUGCUCAUACUGCUGUGUCUGCUCAUCUACUACUGCCGGAGGCGCUGCCUGAAGCCGAGGCAACAGCACCGCAAGCUGCAGCUCUCCGGGCCCUCCGACGGCACCAAACGAGACCAGGCCACCUCGAUGUCCCAGCUCCACCUCAUCUGCGGGGGACCCCUGGAGCCCGCCUCGCCAGGGGACCCCGAGGCCCCGCCUCCAGGCCCCCUCCACUCGGCUUUCUCCAGCUCCCGGGACUUGGCCGCUUCCCGGGACGACUUCUUCCGCGCCAAGCCGCGCGCGGCCAGCCGCCCGGCCGCUGAGCCUGCGGGUGCCCGCGGGGCUGAGGGCGCUGGGCUCAAGGGCGCCCGCUCCGUCGAGGGGCUGGAGCCGGGCCUGGAGGAGUACCGGCGGGGGCCGGCGGGGGCCGCGGCCUUCCUGCACGAGCCGCCGUCGCCGCCGCCGCCCUUCGACCACUACCUGAGCCACAAGGGGGCUGCCGAGAGCAAGACGCCCGACUUCCUGCUGUCGCAGUCGGUGGACCAGCUGGCGCGGCCGCAGUCGCUCGGCCAGGCCGGGCCGCUCAUCUUCUGCGGCUCCAUCGACCACCUCAAGGACAACGUCUACCGCAACGUCAUGCCCACGCUGGUGAUCCCCGCGCACUACGUGCGCCUCGGCGCCGAGGCGGGCGCCGCGGGGGUGGGCGACGAAGCCGCCCCGCCCGAGGGCACGGCCCCCGGCCCAGCGCGCGCCUUUCCCCAGCCCGACCCCCAGCGCCCGCUGAUGCCGGGCCACGCGGGCGCGGGGGCCGAGGCCGGAGGGGCUGGCGGCGGCGAGGGCUGGGGGGGCGGGCGCUCGGCGCCCGUCAGCGGCUCCGUCACUAUCCCGGUGCUGUUCAACGAGUCCACCAUGGCGCAGCUCAACGGCGAGCUGCAGGCGCUGACCGAGAAGAAGCUGCUGGAACUGGGCGUGAAGCCGCACCCGCGCGCCUGGUUCGUGUCCCUCGACGGCCGCUCCAACUCGCAGGUGCGCCACUCCUACAUCGACCUGCAGGCGGGCGGCGGGGGCCGCAGCACCGACGCCAGCCUGGACUCGGGCGUCGACGUGCACGAGGCGCGGCCCGCGCGCCGGCGGCCCCCUCGGGAGGAGCGGGAGCGCGCGCCGCCCGCCGCGCGCAGCCGCCGCCCCCCGCCGCCGCCGCCGCCCGCGCCCCCGCGCCUGGCGCUCAGCGAGGACACGGAGCCGAGCAGCAGCGAGAGCCGCACGGGCCUCUGCUCGCCAGAGGACAACUCUCUGACGCCGCUGCUGGACGAGGUGGCGGCGCCCGAGGGCCGGGCGGCCACGGUGCCCCGGGGCCGGGGCCGCAGUCGCGGGGACAGCUCCCGCAGCAGCGCCAGCGAGCUGCGGCGCGACUCGCUCACCAGCCCCGAGGACGAGCUGGGGGCGGAGGCUGGCGACGAGGCGGGCGACAAGAAGAGCCCGUGGCAGCGGCGGGAGGAGCGGCCGCUCAUGGUGUUCAACGUCAAGUAGCGCCCGCGGCCAGGCUGCGCGCCCCGGGGGCCCGUGGGGGCCCGCGCUCGUAGCCCCCUCCCCGGGCCGGGGGCCGGCGGAGCCGUUCCGUGGUAUGUGUCUUGGGAGAGGGAGCCUGGGGCGGCCUCCAGCCCCGCGCUGGGAGGUGCAGGGG